Exophiala xenobiotica is the source of this 4695-nucleotide messenger RNA. RefSeq lists its product as uncharacterized. Gene Ontology annotation, molecular function: calcium/calmodulin-dependent protein kinase activity; ATP binding. NCBI's taxonomy places the organism in Eukaryota, Fungi, Ascomycota, Eurotiomycetes, Chaetothyriales, Herpotrichiellaceae. The coding region runs from base 1 to 4695 and encodes 1564 amino acids. The transcript is spliced from 9 exons. The record is from RefSeq and is a predicted model, not a curated record. Gene Ontology annotation, biological process: protein phosphorylation; cellular response to oxidative stress.
AUGGCUGCCUCCGACAUCAUCCCUCAAGAACUCUCCAGAGCCGCGAAUGCUUGUCGGCAGAGCUUCACCGAAUGUCUCUCCAUCAGCCGUCUGAUGGAAGAUGAGUGGGCCGAGAACCGUCUAGCCGAUUUCAAUCUAUGGGAUGCUGGUGUCGGCGCUUCUGCGCAUCCUCUGGCCUCCCUUGACAGGCGGCUCAUGUCCCACCCUGAAGCCUAUGCUAUUGUCCAGGGUCUCCUGAAAACACUGCGCACCCUUGUUGAUCGUUGCAGAGAUUCAAGUGCACAGACAGAAGCCGCCCAGGAACAUGACGCUACAUCCCUGGGUGAUGCUACCGACAACGAUAGUGAGAACAGCUCUACACAGAGUAGCUCUUCAUCGACAUCGUCGGACAGACUUUCGUCUCAGCGGGAAAGGAACUCGUCCCGACGCGUCCCCCUAACUGAUGCUAUCGAGAACGUGGAGUCAGUACUGGAUCAGUUAAUCAGAGUUGGGUUCGCCAUUCGGAAGUUCGGUACGAAUGCAAGAUUGCAAAAAGCGGAUGCAUCUUUCAAUCCUGACGAUUAUGACGACUUUCGACACCACUUGUCUCUCAUGUUACUAAUCGACCAAGCGCUUAGGCAGCUUGCAAAUGUUAGUGAUGACAAGAUGAAGGAUGGCAGUUUGAGGAGCUUUAUCCAGACACUAGUCCUGAACGUUGAUGCGCUCGACGACCAACAACGGAGUUCUAUCAAUCAUUCAGGACCAAAUCCUCACCUUCUGAUUUUCCAGGUGUCGAAGGAACAAGAGAAUCUAAUUCAUGCAAACCUGCGACGACGCCAUCGUUUUGUCUCUGCCCGUAAACACGGGAAGAAGCUAGCGUACAGGACUAUACCCCAACCUCCUGACAUCGAUGUCGAGCAACCUGAGGCCCAGCCGACCAGGCCAUCCGGUUCAGCCCGCUCUGGGAACACAGUGGCGCCAGAAGGAAACGCCUUGAAGCACUCCCGCGACCUAGCCUCAAUGGCGGCAACUUCUGUAUCUGCCGGCACAGUUCGACUCAAUCAGGAGGCUCUCCAAACGCCUCGUCCUGCUCCACAGACGGCUACCGUCAUCUCAACGACAGCGCAAAAACUAGAGUAUCCCCGACCUCCUCCCGUGAUCGGGUUGAUGGGCUUUACGUGUCCCUGCUGCCUACAGACACUGCCGGCGGCGCUGGCUGAACGCAAUCGAUGGAGGAAGCAUGUAUCCGAAGAUUUGGCUCCCUAUACCUGUCCGUUCCCAUCCUGCCCGACUCCGGUUGUUUUCUACAAGACCAAAGACGCCUGGAAAUCCCACCUAUUCCAGAAUCAUUGCGCAGCCGAGUAUUGGGAUUGCAUGGCAUGCAGCAAAGCUGGUCAAUCCUUGACAUUCCCGUCCGUUACCGAGUUUGAGCUCCACACAGUGCAAGAGCAUGGAGACGCGGUUUCUGCUACCCAGCUGGCCACCUUGCGAAGGAUUAGCCACCGAACCUCGCCACCCCCGCUUGAAUUUUGCCCUUUAUGCUAUUUUCGGCCCGAGGACAAGAAUGGGGCCAUAUUGGUGGAUGACCUUAUUGACCACGUUGGUGAUCACAUUCAUGACUUCUCUUUGGAAUCCCUCCCAUGGGCGCAGGAUCAGUCUAGGCCAUUGCAAGGUAACUCUGUCGAGAGCUGGUUCGAAAGGCUCGACCGCACCGUCACAACAGACGAGGGCGAAGAGCUGGACCUAAAGUCGCCUGAUGACAGGGAUAUAGCGUAUUUGAACAUAUCACUCGGAUCUGCAGAACCGGAAACAGAGCCUGGAGAGUUGUUCAUUCGAAAUGAGUAUUUCGAUGAAGCUGGCUCUCAGAAGACAUCUAAUGCUCAAAUGGGUCAUAAUACUUCCAACACUGCAACCGCCUCCAGCUCCAGCUCCACAGACCAGCCUGUCGGAUCAGCUGCCUUGUCAGAUAUUGACAUCCGGCGAGACGAAGAGCAUCCUCACCUUGCAUCUGACGACUUCGAUUCCGCGCGAGGCUCUGACGUUGCAGAAGCUUCCUCAUUAAUCGAUGCCGAUGAAUUAAGUAUGCGUCGACAUUCGCCAGUCUCUCAGGACUCAUCCCGUCGCCCCAGUAUGGAUUUCGAUCAGGACCAGUCUACACCAUCCUUAAUACCGCCUCCACCAGCGCCCCUUAAUAUUCCGCCAUCGCGUGCACGGCGGGCAUUAGCUGCUCGCUUAGCGCGGAACAGCCAAACUGCUAGACUUGAGCAAGACGAGGCGGAUUCGGAGUCCGAAACUGACAAUAUCAACGCAACUGAAGACAAUGAUCAGGACGGAUCCGGGGCAGACGAAGCAGAACAGCAUCCACCUCCCACGUUCGUAAAAUUAUGGUCCGCCUGCUAUGACUGGAAAGCUCACGGACACCAAUGGUCUUCAGUGAGACGAAGUAUUCUGCAGAAGUGGUUGAACAUGGCCCCAACCAACAUGCGCCUGGAUCCGAUAGACUACGUGCCGAGCAACAAUGUGCAUGCCUUGGACCACCAACUCACUAUAACGCGAGCAGCGGCCAAUGAUACCGCCGAUGAGACCUUCCGCUCACUAUAUCUGCUCAACCUCAGCGGCAUACUUGACUGGCGAGCGCUGUUUAAUGAUGACUGGACAGAUCUUGAAGAAGCAGUCAGAGUAGCGAGGAUGGCGAUAGAUAUGGCAGCAGGUCAAAAGGAGCUCAGAGCGGUACUGCUUAUUGACCAUAUAAGCAGACUUCGAAGGUUAUCUCCGCACGACCUUCAUGGUGAAGCUAUCGAAGCAACCGAACUAGCUGUUCUCGCAAUUACAGAGGAAGACCUCCUGAGAGCUAUGUGGGUGGAUUUACGUGACAGGAUUCUUUCCGAAUUUCCUCCUGACAGAGUAGCACCACUUGUCGGCCGCCUGGAAGUUGGUGUGAGGAUGGCCCAGAGUCAGGCACCUGCGUCCGACUCCGCCAGAGAGAAUAGAUCGAGCCAUCCCUCAGCUGCCGAUGCCACAGAUUUCAACGUCCAACAGAAUGAGGCUGUCCCCGACCGAUAUGAAAAGGAUAGAGCCGGCUCAAAGACCCCCGGCAGAUGGCGAAAGUUUGUGCACAGAGUAUUUGGCACAACCGUAUACCCCAAGCAGGUUGUUAACCAGAAGGUCGAGUAUGUGGAAAAUGUUGACAAGAGUUCGGCAUUGCUCGAGAAAGUCAAGUCUUCCUUGGCCCAUUCGACUUUGGUCUUUGUCCAGACCGAAGGUGCAGCUGAUUCACUGUCUGAUUUUCUCAGAGCCCAGGGCUGCUCGGCAAUCGCUUAUCAUGGUGGUAUAUUUCCAGGUUUCAGGCCGGGCUCAAUUGUGGUCGUUUGCGACAACACUACUUCAACUGUUCAUCUCCCUAAGGUAUCCGAAGUUAUCAGCUACGAUCUUUCCGACGACAUUGACAACUAUGCCUCUCGUGUUAGCCACGUCGAUCCCACACAGAGACCGGCUGUGGCAACCACUUUUUUCAAUCGCGACAACGUCAGCAUCGCGCGUGAACUUGCAAACAUACUCAUCGACGCUCGGCAGGAGGUUCCUGGGUUCCUGGAGACCAUUGCUCGGGAGAGCGAACAAAAGAACGACACUAUACCUCCCACGAAUGCCAAACCAACCUUAUCUACUAUUUUUCAACCCGAUUCCUACGCAAAGAAGUCGCAGUACACUUUUGGCAAGACCAUCGGCGCAGGUUCGUCUGCAAUCGUUCGGGAGGCAGAGAUCAACGGCACCAAGGUUGCGGUGAAGAUCAUUCUCAAGAAAAGUGUAAAGGGCAAGGAAGAUGAAGUUUACCAGCGCAUACGACUGCUACGUACUCUGCGUCAUCCGAACAUUGCAGAACUCAUAGACUGGUUCGAGUCCCGUGACAAGUUCUACAUGGUGAUCCAGCUGGGGACUGGUGGAGAACUCUUUGACCGAAUCUGUGACAUGGGCAAAUUGACUGAGGGAGACGCUAUACGAACGAUGAAACAAGCACUCGACGUUAUAAACUAUCUUCACGGACGUGAAAUAGUCCACCGCUGUCUGUGCCCGGAAAAUUUUGUUUACGAAAGCAGAGGGGAGGAUUCUAAGCUCCUACUAGUCGGGUUCAACAGCGUCAAGUUUGUCCCGGGUCACGAAAAGCUGAAUGAUAUGGCCGGACUUUUCGGCUACGCUUCGCCCGAGGUCAUGCUCAAGCAGGGCCAUGGCAAACCCGCUGAUAUGUGGUCUCUGGGCGUCAUCACCUACACCCUGCUCUGCGGCUACUCUCCCUGGCGGUCGGAAAAUCUUGCAGACAUGGUCGAGGAAUGUAGAAGUGGCCGAGUCGUUUUCCAUGACCGAUACUGGAAGGAUGUUUCCCAGUCGAGCAAGGAUUUCAUACUGACGCUGCUCCAGCCGGAUCCUGAGAGAAGAGCUUCGGCUCAAGAAGCCCUUGAACAUCCGUGGAUCACAGGAAAAUGUGGAAUCAGUGACCAAAAUCUGAUACCAGAGGUCAGAGCUUACAUUGCGAAGGAGAAAUUCAAAAGAGGCAUCAGACUUAUCAUGCUUGCAAUCAGGAUUGAAGCCCUCAAAGACCAAGGCGACUUUCACGAAUCGGUCUUUCGGGAAGUCGUUUGGGCCAAGAUGCGCGAACACGAAGCAACAGAGAAAUCCCUGGGGCUUACAAUAUCAGGUGUGUCUCAACUUCGGAAAGACUGA